AUGAAGCCAACUCUCUAUGUGUGUUUGUUACUUGUUGGACUUCUUGCUGUUGUCCAUUGUAAUCAUGACCCUGACCACCAUGAUGAUGCAAAGCCCCAGGAACAUCAUCCCAGUGUUGAAGGAAAUCCUAAAAGCAAAACACCGGCUUGUUCCAAAAUAACUCCCAGCAAUGCUGACUUUGCAUUUAGAUUCUACAAGCAGGUUACAUCAGAUGCAGUUGACAAGAAUAUUUUCUUCUCUCCUUUGAGCAUCUCCACUGCUUUAGCCAUGGUGGCUCUAGGUGCUAAAUCAACCACCCUGACUCAGAUUCUGGAAGGACUCGCCUUUAACCUGACAGAGAUUAAGGAGAAGGAGAUACAUGAAGGUUUUCGUGAUCUCAUUCACUGGCUAAACCGUCCUGACAGUGAAGUCCAGCUGAAUCUGGGAAAUGCCCUUUUUGUUGAUGAGAAGCUGAUAUUGCUACAGAAGUUUUUGGAAGACGUCAAAAGCUUGUAUGAAGCAGAAGCUUUUCAUAGUAAUUUCCAGAAUUCUCCAGAGGCUGAGAAACAGAUCAAUGAUUAUAUAGAGAAGAAAACCCAUGGGAAAAUUGCCAACUUGGUCCAGGGUCUUGAUCCACUCACUGUAAUGGUUCUUGUCAACUAUGUUUACUUUAAAGGUGAGACAUCCUACUGGGAACAUCCUUUCAGUGAUUCGCUCACCCACGAAGCAGACUUUUUUGUGGAUGAGAAAACAUCAGUUAAAGUAAAUAUGAUGACCCGAGAUGGAGGUUAUAACAGUCACCAUGACAAGGAGUUGUCUUGUCAGGUGGUGGAAAUACCUUACAAUGGAAAUGCUACAGCAUUAUUUAUCCUGCCUGAUGAAGGAAAAAUGAAGCAAGUGGAGAAUGCUCUGUUGAUAGAAACUGUGUCUAAAUGGGUAAAAUCACUUAAACAAAGAAGAAUAGAACUGUACAUUCCAAAAUUUUCUAUUUCGGGCUCCUAUGAUGUCAAAGAGAUAUUAAAGAGAUUGGGUGUGACUGAUGUAUUCGAGGACAAUGCCGAUCUGUCUGGAAUCACUGAGAAUUCCAAGCUGAAGGUUUCAAAAGCUGUUCACAAGGCCCUGCUGAAUGUUCAUGAGAACGGCACUGAAGCAGCAGCAGUCACUGUCGUAGAAAUGGGUCCUACAUCUCUUCCUCCGAUCAUUCAAUUCAACAGGCCCUUCCUGAUUAUGAUUAUUGAUCGAAGCACCGAUGGCUUUCUCUUCCUGGGGAAAAUUGUAAACCCUACUGAAAAAUAA
Emys orbicularis (European pond turtle) is the source of this 1275-nucleotide messenger RNA. RefSeq names its product alpha-1-antitrypsin-like. The record is from RefSeq and is a predicted model, not a curated record. The transcript has 4 exons. Lineage: Eukaryota; Metazoa; Chordata; Testudines; Emydidae. Gene Ontology annotation, biological process: negative regulation of endopeptidase activity. Bases 1 to 1275 code for a protein of 424 amino acids. Gene Ontology annotation, molecular function: serine-type endopeptidase inhibitor activity.